Ochlerotatus camptorhynchus is the source of this 2559-nucleotide messenger RNA. RefSeq names its product Glycoprotein-N-acetylgalactosamine 3-beta-galactosyltransferase 1 (gene C1GalTA). Gene Ontology annotation, cellular component: membrane. The transcript has 7 exons. Bases 1075 to 2265 code for a protein of 396 amino acids. The record is from RefSeq and is a predicted model, not a curated record. Gene Ontology annotation, molecular function: N-acetylgalactosaminide beta-1,3-galactosyltransferase activity. Lineage: Eukaryota; Metazoa; Arthropoda; Insecta; Diptera; Culicidae.
GUUGUCAGGGUGCAAAUUUGUUGAAAUUUAAUCUAUUUUGUCUGGAUUUUCUGAGCAUAGCUCCAAAUUUGGUAAAGUUCUGAAUUGAUGAAGUUGACAGCAAGUGUAAAAUGCUGUCAUUAAAGUGAACAAUCGGCUUCAUUUGCCGUUUCUGUCGAUCCAUCGGUCCAGGCCUUCCUUUUAGUUCUAAUCUAUUUUGUUGGAUUAAUCUGAUUUAGGAUCUCUGAGCGUAAUUGCCAGCAUUCUACAGUACACACACCAAAGGAAAACAGUUACUAACCAUCACCAGUGACCAAAUAAACACGUCAAAUUCAGUUAGACACUAUAAUUUAUUCGUCAACUAACCUUUAGUGUAAUUUUCGAGGCACCGUAAACAAAACCAACAAAACUAUAUAGAACACUCGGAAUCGCGCCAGAUUGCGCCGUAUGAAAUUCUCAAUAUAUAGCCCCAUCGCUCUCUUUUGGCUGUUCUUUUGUGACGAUUGUGACAGACAAUUCUAGUAAACGAUCCGUGACGUAUCACUGCACUAUCAUACUACCGCAGGCGAACUAUGGCGAUGAUCAUUAUUACGUUGAUACUGGAUGAAUCAAAACAAAAGUAGAACAAUCCGCGAAAACUGAUUUUUGAUGAGCGCGUUUGCAGAAAUAAUAGCGUUACAACUGAAACUAAAGUCGCGGGAAGCGGGUAGGGUCGUCGGGUUCGGUACGCUAAUUUACUUCCGGAAAACGUUUGACGAUAAUGGAAGGGGAACUAAUGCACGUGACGCGUGCAUAUGGGAUUCAAUUAAAGGCAAAGCAAGUUGAUAGCUUAGUUAUUGUCGAGUAAUCCUGCGGAACUGUAGCAAUUUCUCAUAACUUGGUGGCGAAGAAAGUCAUUUGAAAAAGCUUAUCUGACCAGCAGUGUUAAGUGUAACUUUUUAAAUUAGAAUUACUGAUAAUAGUGAUAUUAGAGCGUGUUUUGAAUCAAUGGAAUCACAAACUGGUGCGUCUGGUCGUAUUUUGAUAAUUCUAAUCGAUAUUAAACAUCGUUAACGUACAUCACAAGUAGCAGGAUUUCGUACUAAAAUUCUAGCCAUGAAAAUAACGGAUUUGGGAGGACGCUGCCAUGGCCAUCCACGAACGUUGGUUACGCUUAUUUUGGGCACCAUACUCGGGUUUGUGUUUGCAACAUUGAUCACCUCCAGCACUAGUCGAACCCCAUGGCUUCCGGAGUACUACCAUUCUAGAGAAGCUCCCGCGAUAGUUAGUGAUCCACACACGGGUCAUGAAUUGAAGGGAGCUGAGGGUCCCGAAGAGGAAGUGGGUAAUCAUGGGGCACUCGAGGAAGUUCAUGCACAUGAGAACUCGACGCUGGCCAAUCAACUGUUCCGGGAGGUGCGAGUGCUCUGUUGGAUCAUGACAAAUCCUAGUAAUCAUAAGGCAAAAGCAUUACAUGUCAAGCGCACGUGGGGCUCACGUUGUAAUAAACUACUUUUCAUGAGUUCGACAACCGAUCCAAUUUUGAACAGUAUAGCCUUGCCAGUGAAAGAAGGCCGUAACAAUUUGUGGGCCAAAACAAAAGAAGCUUUUAAAUACAUCUACCAGCAUCAUCUGGAUGAUGCCGACUGGUUUAUUAAGGCUGAUGACGACACAUACGUCGUGCUUGAAAAUCUUAGAUAUAUGCUGUAUCCAUACUCAUCUAGCUUUCCAAUGUACUUUGGGUGUAAAUUCAAGCCAUUUGUGAAGCAGGGCUAUAUGUCCGGUGGUGCUGGUUACGUGCUCAGCAAAGCGGCAGUAAAGCGCUUCGUUGAAGAGGCCAUUCCUAAUAAAAACUGUCGACAGGACAACGAUGGCGCCGAAGAUGUUGAAAUGGGCAAAUGCAUGGAAUUGGUAAAGGUGCUGGCAGGUGACUCAAGAGACUCUCUAGGACGGGGACGAUUUUUCCCGUUUGUACCCGAACAUCACCUAAUUCCAAAUCAUGUAGACAAAGAUUUCUGGUACUGGAAAUACAUCUACUAUAAAACGGAUGAAGGACUCGAUUGCUGCUCGGAUAAUGCCAUCUCCUUCCACUACGUUUCGCCCAAUCAGAUGUACGUUUUGGAUUAUCUGAUCUACCAUCUUCGGCCAUAUGGCAUUGUAGGACAUUCACAACCCCUUCCGAAUAAGGUUUCCUUAGCGGAAAUUGUCCAUUCGGACGAUCUCAGCAAAACUACCGAACGACCCUCUAAGGAAAAAGCACAUAGCCAGAGUGAAGAGAAACAGGAGUCUAAUUUGCUGGAAAAGUAGUUGUACCCCGAAACCAAGCUAAGUUCUACACUAGCUAGGCAAAGUAUGUGAUUAAUUUUUGUGCUGUCGAGUGUUUGGGUUUGUGCGAAUUCCGCAAUUUUAUUAUAGUCCGUACAAAGUAAUAAUUUGUAGGCAUUUAUGAAAUUAAACUUCAUUCGCCAUAUUAAAUAGUUGCUGUAAAGCAGAAAUACCAAAGUUUUUAAAGUAAGUAAAUAUCCUACAUAGUACCACUCAUUCCUUGUAGAACUAUGUUUAACGAAUCUCGGAAUAAAGUGACGUCAUAAUGAGUUGAAA